Saprolegnia parasitica CBS 223.65 is the source of this 345-nucleotide messenger RNA. RefSeq lists its product as hypothetical. NCBI's taxonomy places the organism in Eukaryota, Oomycota, Saprolegniomycetes, Saprolegniales, Saprolegniaceae. The coding region runs from base 1 to 345 and encodes 114 amino acids. The record is from RefSeq and is a predicted model, not a curated record. Gene Ontology annotation, biological process: defense response to bacterium; defense response to fungus. The transcript is spliced from 4 exons.
AUGCUUCGCUCGUUCCUUACGCUCGCCCUCUCGUCGGCCGCACUUGUCGCGGCGCAGGAGCUUGCCCACAUGUCCAUCUCGAUCGAGUGGGUCGACCGCUCCCAUGCCAACUCUGCGUGCCCUCGCGCCGACUCGGAACUCGUCCGACAAGGCUUCACCGCGUACGCGUUCCGGUCCGCGAACGACACGAGCAACUCGUGUGGGCACUGCUUUCGUCUCUGGAACAACGCGGCCAACGUCACAGUUCAAGUCAUCGACGUCGAGGCGUUUGCGGUCUUUCAAGAUUACGCCGUGUCGGGCGCGAUCCACGGCGUCAGCAGCGUCCCGGUCCCGUGCCCUCCGUAG